AUGGUGGAAGGCACCGCCACCGAGUUUCUACUGGGGGAGGAUUGGAUGUUGCGAAACGGAGUCAAGAUCGACUUCACAGCGUGUGAGAUGAAGAGGUACUGCAACGACGAGAAGCGGAUCAUGCCGUUUAGCUAUGACGGUCAACAGGACGGGGACGCAGUGAGAGUUCGAAUUGUGAAAGCCGCGAAGGUCACGACGAACACGUGUAGAUGA
Messenger RNA from Phytophthora infestans T30-4, 213 nucleotides. RefSeq lists its product as uncharacterized. The record is from RefSeq and is a predicted model, not a curated record. Lineage: Eukaryota; Oomycota; Peronosporomycetes; Peronosporales; Peronosporaceae. The transcript has a single exon. Bases 1 to 213 code for a protein of 70 amino acids.